Penicillium canariense is the source of this 951-nucleotide messenger RNA. Its product is annotated as alpha/beta fold hydrolase. The transcript has a single exon. NCBI's taxonomy places the organism in Eukaryota, Fungi, Ascomycota, Eurotiomycetes, Eurotiales, Aspergillaceae. Bases 1 to 951 code for a protein of 316 amino acids. The record is from RefSeq and is a predicted model, not a curated record. Gene Ontology annotation, molecular function: epoxide hydrolase activity.
AUGACUCAAUCCGGUGAGAUACCCUCUGGUUGUCCCUGGAGUCUCGGAAACCUACCCGACCGGGAGAACAACAGCAUUCUACUUCCCAAGUCAGGUGUGAAGAUGUUUUACCGGGAGCUUAGACCAUCGGUCCCCGGAAACAACGGAGCUUAUCAUCCUCUUCUGAUGCUACAUGGCUUCCCAUCGUCAUCGCACCAAUACCGCAAUAUCAUGCCCCAUAUCGCAGGAACAUUCCAUGUGAUUGCUCCGGAUCUACCUGGAUUUGGGUUCACAGAGACUCCCCCUGAUUUCAAGUUUACAUUUGGGAAUCUGACGACCAUUCUGGCCGAAUUCCUCGAUGAGCUUGCCAUCUCCAUAUUCAAUAUAUACAUCUUCGACUACGGCGCGCCUGUGGGCCUCAGGCUGGCACUCCAGCGACCGGAGGCUAUCCACUCCAUUAUCACUCAAAAUGGUAACGCCUACGUGGAGGGAUUUGGGGAGGUUUGGGCACCAAUCAAGGAGUUCUGGGCCAGCGAGAACACACCGGAUGACCGAGCCAAGAUUGCUCAAGCCAUGCUGACCUUCGACAUAACCAAGUUCCAGUACGAGAACGGCACUCCCGCUCUCGCGAAGAUCGCACCCGAAGCAUACUAUCUCGACUACGCUCUGAUGGAGCGUCCGGGCAAUAAAGACAUCCAGUUGGACCUGUUCAUGGACUAUCAGCAUAACGUGGCUAUGUAUGAAGACUUUCAUCGUUAUUUCAGGGAAUCACAAGUUCCCCUGCUCGCUAUCUGGGGCAAGAACGACGUCUUCUUCAUUCCGCCCGGGGCGGAGGCAUUCAAAAAGGAUCUACCGAAUGCGCAAGUCAAGUUGAUCGACGCCGGGCACUUUGCUGCUGAAAGCCACUCAGAAACUAUUGCUCAAGAGAUCAUGAAGUUCCUCCUCGAGGUUGUCUAUCCCAUCCCGCGUUGA